AGGGGAGGCUGGAGGAAGGUUAGGCCAGGGGAGGCCAGGCAAGAGAUUGUGCUGGCUGAUUAGGGCAGCUGCUGUCGCUUUCAUCCCUGUCACCCCUGGCAUGGUGUGGUUGCUGAGGAGCCCAGCCUGGAGGGGGGCCGUGGUAAUGAAUUUGUGCUCUAUUUUGUAAUGAAAGUUUCAUUUGUAGUUUGUUUACAAGAAAGAAGAGAUUAGCAGAGAGAAAGCUCCCGAGAACUCAGGGAGGAAAGGAAAAGAGCUCUCAGGCUGAGAGGAAGUGGAGGGGGUGCUGGUUGGAUUGAGUGGAAUUUGUGACUGGGGCAGCUAGGUAGAAUGGGCAGAAGACAGUAGAAUGGGCACAUGACAGAAAGCAACCCCAAACAUUGGGUGCAUGGAGCCCGAAACAUUGGGUGCAUGGGUCACCCUGUAGUUUCAAGGGCCACAUUGACUUUGUGCAAAAGAAGAGUGUAACAUGGUGCCCUGGGAAGGUUGGUCUUGUGAACUGAUGAAGGUGGAAGUUUCAGAAUCGAAAGGGAAAUCCAGCUGCUCAUUUGUAUUUGGGGUGGUGGUGGGCAUUUUGCAGGCAAUUUACAGUUAUUCAGAAGGCUAUAAGAUUUCUGAUUGGGGUGGAGAAAAGAAAGUGGCAGUGUUCACUUAUCUGCUGUGGAUGAGAGAAGGAGCAAAGGUUUUAAACAAGUUAGUAAAAAGCCGUAUGUCUGGCUACCUGGGAUGAGCAAGAGUGGCUCUAGACAAUCGGGAAGGGAGAAUUCUGUUUGUGGGAAGAGAUCUGGUCUUUUUUAUUAAUUUGAAGACGAUGACAUGCUACAAGUGUCUAAUGCAGGCGUGUUUGGGCAAGUGGCUAGUAAAUAAAAAUAAUGUGAGCUGGAAACUUUUGUGGGCUUAAUUCCAAGUCUUUGAAUAAAAAGCUGCAGGGAGGUUGAAUCUGGCAACCUAUUAGGAAGUACCUUCUAAACUGCAAGAGCCAUUCCAUUGGAAUGUGCAUCUGAGAGGCUGGGAAAUAUCAAGAGAAUGUUGGUUCCUGGAUCUGCCAAGGAAGGUUAAAUAAAGGAUGUCCUUUCUUGGGAUUGGGGGGGUGGGAGGACUGUUCUGGAUAAUCUGCCGAGUUCCUUCUAAGUAUGCUGCUUCCUACACUUAUAUAUUUUCUGAUUUUUUCAGCUUAAUGCUUCGGUACAGAGGAUGCUGUUUGUAUGUUUCUCUGUACAGGCAAGGUAACGCUAUACUUCUCUAUAUGGGAGAUUCAAAAGGCCGUGGAUGUAUAUGGCUGAUGUUCUUUCAACCCCAAAAUCUGCAUGCGCUCCUGGCUUUAUCUCACAUGGGUCUCCCUGUUUAUACCACACAGGCUGCUGUGAUUUUCAGUCCAAUGCAGGCCACAUUAUAUGCAUGGGGGGAGCAGAAUUGCAAGCCUUGGAAAGGGGGUACAUGCAUUGCUCACCUUGUGCUUGGUUUAGUAGCAAGUCUGCAAUGCUGGGAGUUGCUGUUUGGCUGUGCCAUCAUUAACAAAAGCUGCCAGGAGAUGCUGCUGACAUUGGGACCUGUCUGGCAGGGCCUCUUAUCACAGGAAUCCAUGUGGCAUAAAGAGGACAGAGAUGGCAAUUGUGGCUGGCACAGAAAGGGCUUCACAAGGAAUCCUCCCAGUGUGGGCUCUUACUGGUUAUGACAAGGCACCCUGGUGAGAUUCUUGGCAAAUGCAGAGCUUAGCUGGUAAUGACAGGAUGCUUGCGAAAACAACGAAGAAGCUUACAGAGAGUUGGUUUUGGUGGCUCGUUUCUCAGCGGUGCAACAUUUCCUGGGAGCUUUGGGUGCCUUCGCUGCUUGGGCUGUCUGUCAGUAGUUUGGCUAAAAUGAAUUGUGGGGUGGGUCUAGCCAAGGAUGCAUAUUAGACUUGUAUUCCAUUCCAUUACACUUUUGCUGCUUGAGUUAUGCCUCUGCCUGCUACAAGCCCUUGGUUUGGGUAGACUAAAAAUGUGGCAUGAAUGAAUAAAGAUUAAGUGUUUACACAUAUACCAAAGUUGAAUGGGGAAAAAUGAAUAUUUGAAAUGUCUUAUAUUGAAACAAGCUACUGCUGCACCUAGCCCUGUGCUGCUUACUCUGACUGGUAGCUCCUCACCAGAGUCACCAGUAGGGCUCCCCCCAAUCAUCUGCCACCUGAGCCUUCUAGUUAGAGUUGUGUGGGGAUUGGACCUCCAUGUAAAGUGAGCCCUGCCGUUGAGCUAUGGUUCCUUUCUGAAAUGUUUUGACUCCCAGGUUCCAGCAUUAAGUAUUCGCAACAGAGGGCACCAAAUCUAGAGAGAAGGCAAGUCUCAGCAAAUUGCACAUGUAGGCUGAACAGAGGAAGGAGCAGGACAACUCUGGUGUCUCAUAAAGUUAAGCGAUAGGGAAAGUAAACUUGGCUGCAGACUAGGCUACCUGAUUUGUGCAAACUAGGUUGUCUGUAUGCCAGGAAGGGUUGAUGAAACGGUUGAUGAAAAGUUACUGAGUCAGCAUAGUGAUGCUGCUGCCAAGGAAGUCACCUCUGAAUUGAGUUACUCUAAGAAAUAAGAAAGGAAGACGGCAUGGGAGGAAGUGUGUGUUCUCUAUCCUAGUCAGCAUGUGUGCAGCCUUACUGGGCUGAGCCUGGAUCACUCCAGUUAUCAAGAAAGGCAAGGGAGGGGCAGGCAAUAAUUCAAAGCAGAGCCAGAGAAACCAUUGGAAGCAUUGAGGAUAGAUUGGGGGUUGGGCGAACACAUAUACAGCAGGUGGUAAUGGGUUCACUUAGCUUGGAAAUGACUGCAACCUGUUCCCAUAAUACUUUCUGCAUGGGAUAUGCAGCCUUUUAGCUGUGCCGACACAUACGGAGCUUUUCCUAUGGAUGCCAAAAAUACAACUUGAAGUGGGUAAAAGUGGUUAGGAUCCCAUUGCCACCUGGGUUAAGUUCAUGGUCUCAGAAUUUUACGCGACAUGAUUUCUGUGUGCAGUAGCAAGGCUGAAGGGGCUCAGCGUAGCCAAAGGAUCCUGUUGCUGUGUACAGAAAGGGUUGUGAGACUGGGUCCAGUGGGCGAAGGGGCUGUCUCUGAGGAUAAACAUUUGAUUGUUCUCCUUUUCUCCUGUAGAUAAGAUGAGAACUCUUUGGCAUAAACUGCAACGGAAAAUAUUUAAUCUGUAUGUUAGGAAAACUCUAGCUGCCAGAUGGGUGGUUGCCUUGAGGCGCAAUGGUGUCUCUCUCACUUGGAGGCCUUUAAGAGCAGGUUGCAUAAGUUCAAAUCCCUGGGACGGGGCUCUGUUUCUGUGAUGUUAUUGAGGAGACAGGGUGACCAAGCUGUGACAUAUGUUCCUCGACAGACUGAGAGGUACUGCACAGGCCCCUGGGAUUCUUCCAGUUUGUGAAGUUUAACCCCCCACCCGGGAUUUUGGCAUGUCUUUGCAUGGUUGUGAAGACCUGGAAUUCCCGGGACACAUCUGCACCCAAUCUUUAUUUGCGCGUACGAGGCACAUCUUAUGAGCCUGUGGCCCACACUCUGGACAAACCACACAACUUGAGCCCAGGCUAGUCUCUGCCCAUCUGCUUGACCACAAGUGUGGACCGUACACUCUUCCUGGUGGAGUAAUUGUGUGGGGAUGUCCUGUAAGAUACUGUUCUUCCUUUUCGGGGAGACUGAUACAGGGACCAAGUUGGGGAAUUGUAAAGUCUCCUGUUCAAAUCUUGCCUUGAUCAUGAACAUACUCGGAAGAUGCUUUUUCUCAGCCUCAGCCCUCUGCAUAUUCAGUAUGGGGAUAAGAACUGACGCCCCAUUUAGAAUCACUAUAAGGAUUAAAACACGACAGUAUAUUUCAAGUGUGCAGAGCACUCAAAAGUGCUAUAUAAAUGUCAUGUAGCGAUUUGAGUGUUCCCGUGCUUGUGGAGCUGCAGCCGCAUUCACAAGAGAGAGAGAGAGGUAUCAGCAGGCAUUGUGUCAAAACAACAAGAAUGAAUUAUAGAAAACAGUUAGCAGAGAACAUUUAUCAUAAUCUGACAAGUGCCUGGGGGAGAGAGAUUUUUACUUGGUGUUGAAAAGUUGUUAAUAAUGACUCCCCCGGCAAGGUAUUCCACAAGCGGAGAGCCACAACUGAAAAGGCCCCUUCUCUCAUCACUGCCUUCUGAACCUCCCUCAAAACAGGCAAGCCUGCGGUGCUGUCUAUUGCACCCCUCUUGCAGGUUGAGGUUGGACUAAAGCAGAGAGUAGCUUACAGAAAACCUGCUGUGCAGUUUGUUGUUUUUAUCCCCGUAUUGCGGGCUGGGAGAGUCAUGUGGGAGGUGGGAAGAGUCCUUAAAAAUGUGAAAGGAAAGAAACCCAGACAAAACACGGCAAUUAGUGCUGUAAAGUUCACUGUUAAAACCCCUAUUGCAGGUUGGAAGGCUGUGCAGAGAGGCGGGGAGGGGGAGAGCAGCUUACAGGAGCAAUGUAUACUACUGUUAAUAUUGCAGGGUAAAGGAGGACUACUUGAACUGCUUCCUCCCAGGCCAGAGCAAACACUUAAUUGCUUGGAGAUGCCAUUUACUUGAAUGCAGUCUGCACUUCUUAAAUGUUAAAAUUUGAAAAAAUAAACACCUAAAAGUUGUUUGUGAAGCUAGAUCUGUCAGAGUAGAGAUGUCUUUCUUUGAUGCUAAGGCCAAGGUAACACUCCACCUCCCCCCAAGAUACGCUGUAACAUUUUCCUGCAGAAGAGAGAGAGAGAGAGAGAGAGAGAGAGAGAGAGAGAGAGAGAGAGAGAGAGAGAGAGAGAGAGAGAGAGAGAGCAAAUUGCUUGAAACACAGAAGUGCUAUCCAAAUGGUUUAUGAUUGACUAUGUUCAGUAGGAACUCCUGUGCAGUCCAGAGCCAUAGGAGAAAUGUUUGGGCGAAUCUGCUCUCCACACACACCCUAACUUGGACAAUCUGGAGUGACUUGGUAGAUAAGAACAGCUAAGGGCAGGGCCUGACCUAGGGGUGCGUGGCCUUUUGCCAAUGGCCUUUAGCUUCCCACCUGAGGUACAUCACAGUUGGGAACCUGUGGCCUCUCACAGCCACUGUAGCCACAGGAUGGUUAUUCUGGCUGGCAAGGGAGAAGUGCAGCGCCUUCUGUGGUAGAGACCAGUAGGAGAGAGACAUGUUUGGUUUCAGCUGGGGUAGAUAAAGGGGUCUGGUUGUGCUGCUGCAGAUGCACCAUGGCACUGCUUCUCUCUGCGUCCCUCCCAGCAGUCAUUCUUCCUCUGGUCACUGCUGUGGAUACAUGACUUGAGUAUCUGUCUCCAGGCACUGCAGUCGUCUGAAAGGAAUUCUCACACAGCGAGGUUGAUGUUGCCAGUCUCCACGUCUCAUUUGCAAACAUCUUUGUAACACAGAGUUGGUACCUGAAGCCAGCUCCCCAUAGAACAUGUCUUUGGGUAUCCUGCCAUCUUCCAUUCUGUAGACGUGACCAAGCCAGUGUAGACAUCGCUGAAACAAGAGUGCGAACAUACUUGGAUUGUGGGCAUGGGAGAGCCCAUCUUUGUUUGAGACUCUGUCCUGCCAUGCAAUGCCCAAAAUAUUUCUGAGGUGGCACAUGUGGAAGGCAUUGAGGCAUUGCUCCUUGUGGUUGUAGGUUGCCCAUGACUCACUUCCAUAAAGCAGCACUUGACACACAUACCUGGUAGACCUUAAUCUUGGUAUUGGUUGUUAGCAGCCCAUUCUCCCUUUUGGAGAGGUGAGCCAUUGCUGCCUUGUCAAUACACUUGUGCAGUUCAACAUUGAUGGAGACGUUGCUGGUUAUGGUGGAGCCCAGGUGGACAGAAUUGUCUCCCACCUCAAGAGUGUGGUCCCCAAUGCUGAUGUGUGGCAUGCUGGUGACGUCGUCCAACAACUCCUCGUUCUAAGGAUAUAGAGGGUGUCUCCAUCUGUGUCAGGGUCCUGCCCACACCACAAAAUUCAGCUUUGAAAUGGGAACUGGAAGUGAGAGCUCUGUGUUACUCUAGAACCAGGCAUUCCCAAACUUCGGCCCUCCAGAUGUUUUGGACUACAAUCCCCAUCAUCCCUGACCACUGGUCCUGUUAGCUAGGGAUCAUGGGAGUUGUAGGCCAAAACAUCUGGGGGGGGGCACAGUUUGGGGAUGCCUGCUCUAGACAUUUCUAAUCUAUGUGUAAGAAGAAUCCCGUGGAAAAUGAGUUCCCUCUUCUCUCCCAACCUGGACACAUAAGAGGAGGUGUGGAAAGGCAACUGUUUGUGCCACAUGGUGGAAGGUGCUGUAGGGAUCCAUGCUGACGGAUGUUGUUUUUAUUUGUGGCUGUGUGCUGCAUGUUUAUUCCAACCUUCCUCUUGGGAGCCAUGGGUAGCUUAUAUGGUUGUCACUUGCGUCCAUGAAUUGACCUACUGCGAGCUGCUUUGGGGGGCCAUCUUUGGCCAAAAGGUGAUCCAAAAUUAAAAUUGUUGUGCUUGUGACAAUCCUGCGAGGUAGGUUAGGCAGAAAGAUUACGAUUGGCCCAGGGUGCCACUCUGAGGAUUUUCAGAGAGUUGAUUUUGGGAUUGCUGUAAGAGCUUCUCUCUUAGGACCACACUACACAUUAACAGCUGCAUGUCCUAUAUGUCAGAAUGCGGAUUGUGCUGAAUUCUUAGAAAAAACAGUGAAUCAGUGAGGCACUCUAAAGUUAACUACCAAAGUCACAUUUCCCCUGAUAUUUUUGCCUUGGUGAGAAUUGCCUGAUGCCUCAGAGACCUACCAGGAGAAGCAUGGUGGGUGUGGAGUGAGAGAUGUGGGAGAAAUAUUCUGCACAUCUUUCCCACCCUCUUGCUUUUCUAGCUGACUCGUUUCCCACUAGGAAUUCAGUGGCAAGCGGUUUCUGACACAUGGGCCUGCCACCCUCACGUCUAGUUUGGCAGUUCUGUAAAUAAAGGUACCUGGGCAAGUCCCAGUUACAGUCAGGUAGCCGUGUUGGUCUGACGUAGUCGAAACAAAAUAUAAAAAUUCCUUCCAUCAGCACCUGAGAGACCAAGUAAGUUUGUCAUUGGUGUGAGCUUUCGUGUGCAUACACACUUCUUCAGAUACCAAGUCCCAGAUACUGCAGUGAUGGGCACUGUGUAAAUGGUUACAGUAAUUCAAGCUGCUGAGGUUUGUGGUGUCGGUAAUGAAAGAGGUGGAGAAAAUAUGCUGGUCUGCCCCCUGUGUGCAUUUUAAAUGUGAUUAUUUUAUAGAGACUAGAAUAGAUAGCAAGUAGGGUGCAGAAAACUUGUUUUCUUUCUUAUUUUGGGUUUCUGUUGCAUGUUCAACAUGGAGAAUCCUCUGCUAUCCUUAAAUCUUUUCAUGCCCACAACACACUCAUCACUAUUAUCAGAACGGUGUGGAUUCCACUUCAAAAAGAAAGGUGGAAUUCCACAGCCUGUAUAAACUUAUGUAAAUUGGACCUGUUGGUAUAAAUUAUCCUGUUCUGUCUGAUUUAUUCUGCUUCUGCAACUCAUGGGGGAAGGAGCCCUGUAAUGCAUGGAAACUCCAUCCCUGACCACAGGAAAUCUUGUCCAGCUCUCAAACCUGACCCCUUGAGCUUCCAUCAUGCACUAGCCACACAGUUCCAAACCUAUUUUCACAGCCAUAUGGACUAGAAACUUGAAUUUUAAACUGAGAUUCUCUUGAAGCUGAAUUCUGUGCUCACAUUGAACUGCUGUGUACACAUAGCCCUCGCCUUCCCCAGUGUUUUUUUUUUACAGACAAGCAACUGAGGCUGUGACACUUUUUCUUUUGCACAUGGCUGAGCAGGGAAGGGAUUUGAAUUGGGAUCUCCUGGUACUAAGGCAGGCUCCCGACAUCUUACCUUGCAUGUCUCCAUAUUGUUGUAUGUCCCCUUGGUACAUUUGCCAAAGGAAAAUGGGGUGCACACUUAAGAUGAGCAGGGUCUGUUCGGUGCUUCCUGUUUUUUGUGACAGGCCCCAUGUGGUACACAUCUCAGCGUGUGGAUCAUCCUGUGGCUUGUGCAAAUCUGAAUUUCAAGGGGGUUCUCUAGGCCGUUUUGUCCUGCAACCAGCUUUAUAAGCCAGGCCAGGCUUGAGGCUGUGCAGAAGCCAUAAAUUCCAGGAAACUCCCUGCGAGGCGCAUCUCAGUGGGGAUUUGGGGUUGGGGGAGGAGGCAGGAUGAAGCCACACUUCCUGCCUUGUGUGAGCAGAUCUGUCUGCAGCCAGCAGGACAGGAAGAGGAAGAGGGAGCACUCAGGCCUGUUCUGAAGAUGUUUGUCCUCAAGAAAAAUAAGGAGGGAGGGAGGGAGGGAAGGAAGGAAGGGGUAGAGCAACUGUCCAAGGGCCUGUUUGGGGAAGGGAGGCCAGGGUCCAGACCCUCAUAACUUUUUGGCUUCAGGCUGGUACCCUGAAAAUGAAGGGAUUGCUGGGGAAUGGGUGGAAAUGAUAAAUAAGCCUGCUAGGGUGCUUCUCCAUUUUAGAAUGGUAUGUGUAAUUUUGUUGUUGCUCCCAAGCAAGACAAGAAGACUCAUAAAAGGGCAGCUAAAAUGUCCUGGUCGGAAUGGGUGGGUUGUACUUUUCCUUAUGAAGAACAGCUUGAAACCAUUCAGCCUUUGCAGGAUAAAUGAUGAACGAAACAAUGAAUGGGUUAUGUUACCCACGUUUAUAAAGUCAUGAGUAGGGAGAAAAUGCUUCCUUUGGGUUCUCUUCAGAAAUGGAUAAGCAGCAGGUGGACACCAAGCAGGAGGGAGCAUCACUUUACCCCGUAUCUGAAUGACUUGUGCCAACAAGAGAGGGGCCAGUUUUCUAAGGCAGGCAGUAGCAGAUACUUAGGCAUUAGCUUUCCAGGAGUCUGAAAAAAAUGUUUGAGGAGUUCUAAGAAAGACCAACCUUUUUUUUAAAAAAAAAUGUGUCCAGGCAACAUUUUUUUCAGCCUUGCGUAUAGAACUCAUUGCCACAGGAUGUUGAGAGAGCCAAUAACUGCUUUUUAAAACAGGUUAGAUAUAUGAGUGAAGUAUAGAUUUAUUUGUCAGAAGCACAGCCUUUCUCUGCAGAGGCUGUAUACUCCUGGCUGCCAGAUGCUAAAAGCUGAAAAGAGAUAAGGGGGUUCAGCUCCCAUGCCCUCCCCAAAAUCCUCACUGGAUUAUCUGGACUGAGGCUCAUUUGCAGAGGUAGGUGGGCCAGCAAUGGUCUGAGCUGCCUUUGAAAAGCUGUUCAAAGUCAAGGCUAAACAGAGCAAAAAACAACAACUCUGUGUUCAUAUGCCCAGUGGCUCUAGCCCAUUAUAGGGAUGUGGUCUGUCUAUCAUUUCAGGAGGAAAAAGGCAGACAGAAAACCCAUUAAAGCAAAAAAUGCCUUGGAACAGGGGCUUGCAUCGAGUCCUGCUCUGUCAGCCCUUGCCGCAGGGGUCUUUUAGGGAGGGGUCCCUCUGCUUUUCCGUUUGUGCAGGCUCUUAACUGCCUUUAUGGUGACGCUGAUGAUUUUGAAAUCUUGUGGCUGACCUUUCCGGCUCUGGAAGCCAUCCAAGGCCUGUGCCUUAAAGCACAGUGAAGGUUAGGAAGGAGGGAGGGAGAGGAGAGGAGAGGAGAGAAAGAGGGUGCACACAUGAGAAUGUCCUCUUGACCGCGGGAGUGGGAGACAGGAAUGCAAUCAAUUCCAUAGGAAGUUCUGUGGAGAAGCCAGGCGAGUUUUUCUGCGACCUUUGAGAGGGUGUGUUUGUUCCCCUUCCAGCAAAUAAGAACCCUUAGACAGAGUAUUAUUAUUCAGCUGGCAGACCGGCAGGAGCACCCUCAAACAGUCACCUGCCACCUGUGGCACCAGGAGAUAAGACGAUAAAAAACACGAUUUGCCAGAAACAUCCCCUGCACAAAGUUCGUUGGCCCAUGCAGGAGGCAAGAAAGGAUGUACCUCUUGUUCACUUCAGCGGAGCCUCUGCAGUGGGAUCCCCACCCAUAUCAGUUUGUACUUGGCAAGACAAACCAUCUCUCAACACUUUGGUGGGAUGAACUGCUCCCUUUGCUGUUGUUCAGCUCCAGAGGUGAACAACUCUCUGGAUUUGUGGGAGCAGUGCAGCGUGAAUGACAAGUGUGCACCCUUAAAUACUCCUCUAAGGGCACCUGGGAGCCUCACAGAUGCUCACCAUUAUGUGUAGAGAGAGGUGCAUUUUUUGCUAAGUUUGGUGUUUUUCCUGGUGUGGCAACCAACUUGCUAUGCAAAGUGUGGACCACUUUUGCUACUGGGCCGUUAUGGUGAGGAUCACUUUCCGUUAUUCAGCACCAACAUCUGAUUCUUGGAAGUCUGCUGCUUCUGAAGAAGCAAGCUUCUGGAUAGAAAUAAACUGUGUUUGUUCAAAUAGCAAGUUCUUGUGGCGCCUUAGUGUGACAGUUGCCUAGAGGCUCAUUGCACGAUGAACUGAUAAAUAUAACAAAUGAAUAUAAAUAUUUAUUUAUUGCAGCAGAAAUUCUCAUGGACUAGAGUCCACAUGAUCAAGUGCCUGAACUGGGGGAAUGAAUUAGGGAGGCUCACUGUCUUCUCUCUCUCUCUCUCUCCCCCCGCCUUCCCACCAGCAUUGGGGUAAUAAUGCCAGCCUGUCUUAUGCAGUUGUUGUAAGAUCAUUGUGAUAAUGUAUGUGAAGUGCUUGGAGCAGUUGGAAAUAGCAUUAAAUAUUAGUAUAACCAUCAGUAAAAAUAAUUUGUUAAAUAGGACUUUAAUAGCAUUUUAAUGGGGGCAUUUUAUAUGCAUUUUCUAAUUUUACUUUGCUGCUUUUCUCUCCACAUAUCCUGUUAAUAUCAUUUCUGUGUUGGGUUCCUCUCGGCCAAGGCUGGGGAACCUCUGGCCCGCUAAAUGUUGUUGGGCUUCAACUUCCACAAUAAUUGGCUAUGUGAGCAUGCAGCUUUCACUUGUCAGGUGGGGCUUGUGGCACAAUUAACUAUUAUUUCCUUAUGGUCCCAUCUUCUGCCACACUUGUCUCUGGGCCUGUGGUCAAGCUGCUUUCCUCUCUGUGGUUGUUUGCCUGAGAGACUCACUUCUGUAGACCCGUGUUUAAGGUGAGCGGAUGGAGGUUACUCUCCACCCAGUUUCAGGCCAUAUGUGAUUUUCUCCCCAGGGGAAGAUCCUUUAUUGCUAGCCAACUUGUUGGCUCUACACUCUUGAGUAACUAUUGUCACAAAUAAUAGAAACAGGGGUUGCCAUAUGUCCUCUUUUUCCUGGACACGUCCUCUUUUUCAUGGGUAGAGCUGUCAUAGUGAUCCGUAGUUAAAAGUAGAAGUUGGCAAACGUGUCCUCUUUUUUGCUCUUCAAAAUAUGGCAACCCUAUCAGGUAGGCAUGCCAAAGACACAUAUCUCUUUGCUAAUUAAGAAAAAGUGGACUGGGAGUGGGGAGUGGGAGAAUGCAAGUUGGUUGUAUUGCUUUUAUAUUUUGAUACAGAAAAAUUGAACACAAAAAACAUGCAGAAUAAAACCAUACUGUAUUCAGAACUAAAAAAAUAUCAGUUUCCCCCCACCAGCAUCCACUGACCCUCCCUUCCCCAGAGAGCUUAAUGUCCUCAGCACAACCAAAGCAUAUUCAUAGUACUUGGUUACAGCAGGAUCAGCGGUAUGAAAGGAAGGGAGAGGGAGUCAGUGCAAACACGUAUCAGGCCUAAAAGAGCCAAACAGAUUUGUAUUGGAUUGGAACCAAUCUAUUGCCACCUUAUGCAUUUACAUAGUCAGUAAAGGAGUGCUUUCGCCCACAAAUGGAUCUCACUUUCUUGGGCCGCUUAAGUAUUCUCAUUUGCAGGCAAGGUUUUAAAAUAAAGGCACUCCCCAAACCCUUCGCUACCAGUAAUCCAAAAUAGAAAAUUUUAAGUUCUUCUAGAAUUUGACUAUGGUGGAUCAGAUGUCUGUAUUGUGUUUUUAAGCACUGGUAUAGUUAGUUCCAGAGGGCAAUUCAUGUUAGUCUCUUGUAGCAAGCAUUCAGAUUUUUGAGGCAGCUUAAGGACUAGUAAAUAUAUUAUGGCAUAAACUUUUGUGGAUUCACAGCCUUGGGUCUGACUAAGUGGGCUUGUGUCUGUGAAAGCUUUUGCCAAAAUAAUUUUGUCAGUCUUUAAGGUGUCACGUGAUUCUUUUGAGAGCUUUUGCUACCAUUACUGAGGUGUGUUUUACCGGGAAAAAAAUACUGCAAAAGCUCUUAAUAUGUACUGGAUUUUGUGAGUCAUAUAUCCUCAAGUAGUUUUUUCUUGCUUGCUGAGGGUCUUCCUUAAGCCCCCUCCCCCCGGCACAAACAUGAAAUGGCACUACUGCUGAUUCUUUGGCUAUGACUUUCUUGAAAUUUUCCCUCAAUAUGCAUCUCCUUCAUCUAUCGGUCCUUGAUCCUCUCUUGCCCAUCCUUGCUUCAUUUAUUCUAUUUUAUUCUUCGGUUUCUUUGUUUUUACUGCUGUUCUGCCCAAAACAGCCACGUCCAUUUCUUGCAUAUUUUCAAAAACUUCUAGGCAGAGACCGCAUCACAUCCAUAGUCUGGCACCCGGAUGGCACUAGAGAAAUGUAAAAGAGCAGCAUCGUAUUGGCCGUGUACCGGUAGUUGCAUUCAGAUGUGGGAGAUCCCAGGGUCAAAUCCUACUUGGCCAAGAAGGUCCCCAAAUGACCUUGUGUGGGUCACACUUUCUUAAUCUACCACCUGGGAUUGUUGGAAGGAUAAACAAGAUAAGACUUAGACAUGAAUGUUGUGUGCCCUGACGGGGUGAUGGCAGGGAGAUGCUGCAGAGGGGACUAUGAGUAAUAUCCAGCAUACAGGAUCUCCUGGUUCUGGAUGAGACAUCGGUGAGCAGCGAGGACUUUGAUAUGAGUGACUCCACAUGGAUGUCAGCUGACCAGCAUCUUAACUCCAGUUUGAGUCCUAGCCAGGAGGAAGGGAUGCGCAGCCCGCAGAACAUCCACAGCCAGGAGGAUGACGAUUCCUCCUCAGAGAGCUGCAGCGGGAACGGCUCCUCGACCCUGAACCCGUCCACCUCCAGCAGCACUCAGGGGGAUGCCGCCUACCCAGAGAUGAACGGGAAUGGAGCUGCCGUUCCCAUGGAUUUCAGUGCCUCCUCUGAGGACCAGCCCAUCAACCUGUGCGACAAGCUGGCACCUGCCCACGUCACCCCCUCCUACCAGCCGGAAAGUUGCAGCGCCGAUGGCCUGCGGAGCCGUGCAAAAUAUGCAGCCAAAAGCACAGCCGAGUCGCCUCCGUACAGCUCUGGCAGUUACGAUUCCGUCAAGACUGAGGUCAGCGGCUGCCCUGAAGACCUGACGGUGGGCAGAGCUCCAGCCGCCGAUGACGAUGAUGAUGAGCAUGACGACCACGAGGACAACGACAAGAUGAACGAUUCGGAAGGAAUGGACCCAGAGCGGCUAAAGGCCUUCAAUAUGUUUGUACGCCUUUUUGUGGAUGAGAAUCUGGACCGCAUGGUUCCCAUCUCCAAGCAGCCCAAAGAGAAGAUCCAGGCCAUCAUUGAAUCCUGCAGCAGGCAGUUUCCAGAGUUCCAGGAGCGAGCUCGCAAGCGCAUCCGCACUUACCUCAAAUCCUGCCGCCGCAUGAAGAAGAAUGGCAUGGAGAUGACCAGGCCCACCCCGCCCCACCUGACCUCAGCCAUGGCCGAGAACAUCCUGGCAGCCGCUUGCGAGAGUGAGACGAGGAAAGCAGCCAAAAGAAUGCGGCUGGAGAUCUACCAAACGUCACAGGAUGAGCCGGUUGCCCUGGACAAGCAGCACUCCCGGGAUUCAGCUGCCAUCACUCAUUCGUCCUACACACUGCCAGCCUCUUCUUUCUCCCAAGAUCCCGUCUAUAUCAACGGGAGCCUGAACUACAGUUACCGGAGCUACGGAAGCCUCGGAGGCAGCCUGCAGCCUGCCUCCUCGCUCCAGACAGGGAAUCACAGUAAUGGCCCCACUGACCUCAGCAUGAAAAGUGGGGCGCCCAGUACCCCCACCCCUGCCACCACCAACAGCACGAACAGGGGGGUGCCAGCCGCCCAGCUCAGCCCCACGGAGAUCAGUGCGGUGCGGCAGCUGAUCGCCGGCUACCGGGAGUCCGCAGCCUUCCUCCUCCGCUCUGCAGAUGAACUGGAAAACCUCAUUUUACAGCAGAACUGACUGCUGGCCUCCCUUUGGCUCCUGUGCCAGAAGACACUGUCCUUUGUUUGCAGAGGGGCUCCCUUUGAUAAUCUGCUCAGGACUGGCCAUUCCUCUGCCUACCAACCACCUCCAAGCUGGCACAGGUUCUGACUUUUUUUUAUAAGGUGGGAUCCAAAAAGAUCUGUUUCUUCUUGGAGCAGGAGCCCAGGGCCUGAGGACCUGCCUUUCGAACCUGCCUGCGCCCAGUGCACUCCAACACCGACCCAAAGGAGCCGGCCUGCAGCCUGGAGAGAUGUAGGACUAUUUUUUGGGGGGGAGGAAGACGUUGGGGUGGGGAGAGCUGGGGGGGGAAUGGAGCUACAGGCACAGCCAGAAUUUACUUUUGUAGAGCCCCCUUUCCAGCACCUCCCCCCUCUCCUGCCUCUUCCAUGUCUUAGAAAUUCCAUAUUUAUUGAGAAACGGGCCCUCCCUUGCCAGGAUUUCUCCUCCCCUUCUCCCUCUCUUCCCUCACCCCGUGAUUUCCCUAACACCCCCUAAUUUAUUUUUCUUUCUUUUUUUGGAAAAUGAAUUUUUUGAGUUUGUACAGAUUUGCCACUUUUGUGUCUGUCAGAUGAGGAGGAGGUUUAAUCCUGCACCGUCACACAUUCCGUCCCGUGUUCCUGGGGGGCUGGAGGGCAAGGAUGAGGAGAUCAGCUGCAGACACUGCUUCUUCUCCCACUUUUUCACCAGGCAGCCCUAUGGCAGAAGCCGCAGGGCUCAGAGGCCAGCCCUGGCCCUGGCCCCCAGCCACUUCCAGUUAGCAGGACUUGCUCUGGUCACUUUAAAGGAAAAGCCCCUGGGGCCCAAAAGAGAAGCAGCUGCUGCCCAGCCUUCUUCCUCCACACUCUACCUCACUCUGCGUUGUGGUUUUUUCCCAGACUCGGGGAGAGUCAGUCGUCCACCCUCAGGGGCAUUUGAGCCAGCAGACCAGGCCUGUUCCUCGCUGUAGGGGGCAACUCUGCCCUUCCUAACUUCGUUUUCUUUGGGGAGGGGCUCGCUGAAGGCAGAGUUGCAUUAGCUACAUGAAGGGGAAAGGGAAGGGACGAAAUGCAGCUUCCUGUUCACGUCAUUCCUGGAAGGUUUUUGUUUUUGUUUUUUUAAAAAAAGGCUUUUUUUGCAGCCAACUAGGCAAAGGACUCCUGCAAGAAGCCCAGUUUCUGAUGCAUGGAUGGAACUGGGCUGAGCCAUUUCUUUCUCCCCUCAAGUUCUCCUUCCCACAGCCCCACCCAUGCCUCUCCACCCACGAAAUGCACUUGCUUUUUUGCUCAGUGCAAUAUUUUUUCAGCGCUGCUAAAAUCAGGAAUGGAGGAGAUGAGGCAGCCGUGCCAGGCCAUGAGAAUGGCUCAGUGCCAGCAGAAGACACCAGAAAACCCAGGGCCUCAGAGAUGGGGUGAAUUGGCUACACCUCCUCUCUGCCCCCCAGCUUCCCCAUGAUGCCACAGCUUGCUAGGGAAAGCGCUACAGAGUACCAGCCCUUGCGAAGUUUAGGAGAAAUUUGCAGCAGCAGCAGCACUCCUAAGUUCCUUAUUGGAAGCUCCCCCAUUUAGGGUCCAUAGGCCAGGAAUACUGGGCCAUUUUCCUAUUGGAACUGAGCUUCUUUUUAUUCGCCUUGUUUCAGGAGGUGAAAGAAAUCCAACACUCCAUUCCUACACCCAGUUUGUAUGGAAACAACUUUAGCUUGAGAGGAAUUUUCUUCCCGGUAUAUUUGCUUGGGAUCAGACUAGGUUUUAAGCCACAUUUUGUACCCAAGACGUUCUCAGGAACCAACUACUGCAGACCCUUGGCAGUUGCGGCUGUUCAUGGCUCGGUUGCAUUGUUUCUCCACGAGCGUGGCUUUGUUGCACAUGAGAAUUCCUGAUCCUAGUUCACAUCCCCAGAGUUUCUCUAUUUUGAGUUCCACCGAGUGACACCCCAGGGGUUCCAGGGAAGCAGGGGACGGCCUUUUGGCGAAAGGCCCUCCUGCCAGCCCCACUUCUCUCUUGAUUUCCUCUGCAGCAGAGAACACCCAGGUGUGCGAGAUCUGCUGCUUCUCCCUCUGAACUUUGAUUUUCUGUAAAUAUUUAUUAUUGUGAAAGGCCCAGGAAAGAACCAGUCCAUACCACACUGCUUUUGUGCAACCCUGAACGUUGAAAGUGUGGCAGAGACAAUCGCUGUCCUUAAUAAAAUCCUGGUGUUCAGUUUUGUCAUGUGCGGCCUUCGCAUUGCUGGAAGCACCACCAGGAGCCAUAGCCAUGAGGUGGGGGGGGGGCUGUUUACCCAAGAGAGCAGGCUGCUUAGGUAAAUUCUCCCCCACCCCACCCCACCCGGGUGUAACUUUUUAGAGUCCUCUUCACUAGAUCACUUUGGAACUUGGCUUCGUGUGCGUAUUUUGCUGCUUUCGUUUUUAAAACCACUGGUUAGAAUGUUUUGAGACUGAUCUGAUAUGGUUCAUGGAAAGAGACCCAAUGGGAAAGCCAACCGGGGCUCACAACCGACAUCAGGGUUGGGUGGAGUUCAGGUAAGUAUAGCAUCUGUGGUCACAUUUGGGCCACGGAAGCCAUCUUUUGUGUGUGUGUUUAUAGCUCUAAUUGUCUUAGGACAUCUCUGUGGUCUUCAGCCGAUGAUCCCCAUUGAGUAGGGACCCCGAUUCCUGCAGAAGGCCAGCCUAUCUGUUCUUAAAAACAGGACAAGAGCCCACAGAACUGGAUAGGCUGGCAGGUCUUUUUUUACAAAAACCAAGGAGAAAUCUCCACCCACAAGUUCCUUCCCCAUAGCAGCAUUUUGGGCCAGGGAAAGGCAUUCGCAGGAUUCAAAGUAGGAAACCCCCCCCCCAACAUUCUCCCAACACUGGAAGGCCCUCCCCUCUCUCAUAGACGGCUGAAACGUUUAGUACCAGUUCAUUUACGAGAAAUGCUGCUUUGAACUCAGAGAGUUAAAUAAGAUUUUGAUUUGUAAUUUUUUGUAAAACUUUUUACAAGGUAGCCUAGUGAUUUCACCAGAAUACCAACUACAAUCUGUCCAUGGUCUGAUUUUUAUAUAAUUUAGUGGUGCUUUAGAGAAAGUUCGGUUUGGUUGUUGUUUCAGAGCUGUACAGCUCAGUUCUUCGCCUGUAUCUACCUAAGACCAAUGUGAACCUUUGUACUUUUUGCUCCUGACUUUGGACUCAGUGAAAGUGUACUGUUUACAUGUACAGAACUCCCAGCACAUCCCGUGUUCUGCAAGACCUGCUCUUGGUGAGACACCCCCUCACCCUUGUCCAUCUGCUUAGCAGAGCCACAGACUCUCUCAUCGGCACCCUGACCAUCUCUGUGCACAAGCGCACAUGCCCACCCCACUCCUGGGAUGUGCUGCUGCAACCCAAAGGGUUUGUACACAAGCCAUUCCAUGGUCUCCAGCGACCAGAUCAGUUAUCGGGAUCUUUAAUACGGUAGGACUAAGGUGAAAGCAAACAGCUAGAAUCUCCCUCGCUAAGUCAGCCCACAGGAUGGCACUACUUAAUUCUGCCUUCUGCUCCCUGAGCACCAAGGCACAAGAAACGGGGGCUGUGGGGCAUGCAUGACCCAGGAACGAGACCUCCAGCAGCUAUUGACAAAGCCCAAGAGGCACCCACACUUCCCUAGAGACGCUAGAGGAAGGAAAUGGCACUUAAAACCAGCUUGAGAAGGUGACACUUUAUGGCUUAAAUCUGUUGAAUUCUUAAAAAAGACCUUCCCUGACAGGCACCUAUGCAACUCCAUGUGGCUCUUCUAAGCAGAUGGGCACUUCCUCCUCCAUGUGCUAUGGAAAUACUUUUGUGUUAUAUACAGUGGAUCUUUUUCCAGUAAAUGUGGCUUAAUAUUUUAAUUCUUAGAACGUGUGUUUGUUCUAUGUAAUGCAACUUAAUUCUGUUCUGUUUGUGAAAUGAGUAGCACAGGCCAAUCUCCUUGUCCCAUUCACUUAAAAGACCAACGAGCUGUUUAAAUCGAGCGGUUCUUUCCAUCCAUGGUAUUACUUGCUAAAUGCACUGAUUUCAUAAGUAUGUGGAAUUUUUUUGAGUCUGUAUAUCAUAUUAUAAGACUGAAUCUACUUAAUAAACACUGUAUAACAAACAGAAAUGCAUCUUCUAGUUUCCAAUAUGGCUCUCCCAAGCAGCUGUAGACUUCUCCCAUCUGUAGGCCUACACAGAACAGUGUUCUGGUCCAAUCUAUUAUUAUUUUAAUUAAUUAAGUGUCCUCCCUUCACUCUUAAGGCCCCAGGAUGAGUUACAUUACAUUACACCAGUUUAAAACAACUUCUGAACAAAUAAAUAUAUGCACCUCAUGCUAAAAGCCAGGGUAAACAGGCACCUGUCUUCAGCAUUUGCUGUCAGUUUUAUAAUAAAGUUGCUAGGUGCACCUCUGGGUGCGGGGAGGGAGUUCCAUAGCUUAAAGGCCACCACAGAGGCCAUCUCUCCGUCUACCACCUUCCAGGCCUCUUAAGGACAGAGGAACUACCACCAGGAGGCCUCGUCUACCAAUCUCAGCACCUGAGGUGGUCUUUUGGGUAUUUGGGGCCGGAGUCAUUGAGGGCUUCAAACACUAAUGUGAGCACCUUGAAUUGGGCCCAAAACUAAACUGGCAACCAGUGCAGCUGUUUCAACCGCCGUUAAAAGUAAAGGAGCCCUGACCGUUAAGUCCAGUCACGAAUGACUGGGGUUGCGGUGCUCAUCUCGCUUUACUGGCCGAGGGAGAUGACGUUUGUCCGCAAUUUUCCCCCGGGUCAUGUGGCCAGCAUGACUAAGCUGCUUCUGGCGAAACCAGAGAAGCGCAUGGAAACGCCGUUUACCUUCCCACCGGAGCGGUACCUAUUUAUCUACUUGCAUUUUGACGUGCUUUCGAACUGCUAGGAUGGCAGGAGCUGGGACCGAGCAACGGGAGCUCACCCCGUCGUGGUGAUUCGAACCACUGACCACCUGAUCGGCAAGCCCAAGAGGCUCAGUGGUCGAGACCACAGCGCCACCUGCGUCCCUUAACACACGCUAUAUGAGAGCUAAAUAGAACCCUAGCCAGUAAUGUAGCCACUGCAUUUUUGGACCAACUAAAGUUUCUGAGCUGUCUUCAAGGGCAGCCCCAUGUUCAGUGCAUUGCAACAAUCCAAUAUGGCAGUUACCAGAGCAUGGAGUACGGUGGCAGAGUUAUCUCCCUCCAGAAGCGGUUGGAGUUAGUGAACCAGCCAGAGCUGAAAAAGGCAAUCCUGGCCACCAAGACUACCCAAACCUCCCGGCAGCAUUGAAUACAGGAGCACCCCUUCCACCUGCAAAUCUUUUCCUAGGGGAGUGCAGCCCCCCCCCCAGGGCAACUUCAGUGUGGGAUACUUUCCAGCAGGGAGCUGUGUUACUGCACUGCACAAGAAGCAAGUCUCAAUAACAUCGCUCCUUGCUAAUUACCAUGCA
Zootoca vivipara (common lizard) is the source of this 19448-nucleotide messenger RNA. NCBI's taxonomy places the organism in Eukaryota, Metazoa, Chordata, Lepidosauria, Squamata, Lacertidae. The record is from RefSeq and is a predicted model, not a curated record.